Molecule: messenger RNA, 1380 nt
Organism: Pieris macdunnoughi
Lineage: Eukaryota; Metazoa; Arthropoda; Insecta; Lepidoptera; Pieridae
Source: the annotation of a GenBank genome assembly
AUGUCGGGAGGUGCGACUAGGCCGCUGCUCUACGCCGUCUGUGCGGCUGUACUUGGCAUGCUACAAUUUGGCUUUAACACCGGUGUCAUCAAUGCCCCACGGAAAUUUAUAGAGAACUUCAUCAAUGAAAAUUAUGAUGUCAACUCUGGAACCAUAUUCAGUGUCAUCGUUAGUAUAUUCGCCGUCGGAGGUAUGAUUGGAUGCCCAUUAGCUAGUUGGGUGGCUGAUAAACGUGGCAGGAAGUUUGCUUUACUCAUCAAUGCUGCGUUUGGUGUAGUAGGAGCGCUCCUAAUGGCAUUAAGUAAGACGUCCACGUCGCUGGCCAUGCUCAUUAUAGGCAGAUUUUUUAUUGGUAUAAAUUGUGGAUUUGCUACAACGGCUUCACCGACGUAUGUAUCAGAAAUGGCUCCAGUACGUUUACGUGGGGCUUUUGGAACUGUUAACCAGUUGGCCGUCGCGUUUGGCAUGGUUGGAGGACAAGUUCUUGGUAUUGAUGUUAUUCUAGGCAGCGAUGAAGGUUGGCCGUGGCUUCUUGGACUGGCUAUCAUACCCUCGGCCGUUCAGUUUAUUAUGUUACCGUUUGCACCAGAAACCCCGCGAUAUCUAUUGCUAUCUCAGCGAGAUGAGGAACAAGCAAGGAGUGUUCUUGCCAAGAUUAGAGGAACCGAUGAAAUUGAUGAUGAAAUAAAAGAUAUGAAUGACGAAGAUCACGCAAUGAAACAGGAGCAAAAGUUUACAAUUGGUGAUUUGUUGCGUAUUGAGUCUUUGAGGACGCCUUUGAUCAUUGGUAUUGUGAUGCACUUAUCGCAACAGUUAGGUGGAAUCAAUGCAGUUUUGUAUUUCUCUACAACGAUAUUUAUCAAAACUGGCUUGUCUGAAGGAGAUGCCCGUUUGGCAUCUAUUGGGGUUGGUAGCAUGUUGUUUAUCAUGGCUUUGGUUUCAAUACCCUUAAUGGAUCGUCUUGGAAGAAGAACUUUGCAGUUGGGUGGUCUGGGCGGUAUGGCAGUCUUCUCUGUGCUUAUGACUAUAGCAUUCUUUACAUACGAAAACAACAAAACAAUGAGUAUUUUUGCUGUUAUAUUUACCCUAAUGUACGUCGCGUUCUUUGGUGUUGGUCCUAGUUCCAUUCCUUGGAUGAUACUGUCAGAAUUGUUUGGUCAGGGUGGUCGUAGUGCUGCGGUUAGUGUAGGGGCUUUAGUUAAUUGGUUAGCGAACUUCGUAGUCGGUUUGACUUUCAUUCCCAUGUCUGAGCUAUUAGGCAACUAUGUAUUUGUACCGUUUACUGUGCUGUUGAUAUUGUUCUAUGUGUUUACAUACUUCAAAUUACCUGAGACGAAGAACCGAACAAUAGAGGAAGUGACAGCGUUGUUCAAGAAAUAG